CUUUUAUACCAAGGGCUUGAUAGCGAGUUUAAUUAAUUAUUUAAUGGCUCUUAAUAAAAAAAAAAGAUAUUAAAUACUGCAAUAAGUCCAAAAUCCUAAUAGGCGAUUUAUAAUUCACCUCAAACACACUGAAAUGUCAAAAGGAUGUCAGAUUUGAACUGUCAUGUCAUAACAAAAAACGCAAGUCAACUUCAUCAAUAUCAACAAUUCGAAACUCGAUUAUUUCUAAUAUUUUUGGACUGCAAAGUUAAUAUGGUCGGAUUUAACAUGGACGGGCCGGCGAGAGACCGAGUACUGAGACUGAUGGAGGAGAAGGAUAGACUAGAGAGAGAGAUUCGCAACCAGACGGCGGUGUUGGAAACCAACAAUGUGGGUAUGCACGACUCGCUGAUUGACGCUGAUGGGUUUCCGCGGAAUGAUAUAGAUGUGUAUAAAGUGCGACAUGCUCGGCAUCAGAUCAUCUGUCUCCAGAAUGACCACAAAGCCCUAAUGAGAAGAAUAGAGCAGGGGUUGGCUGAGGUACAUGCAGACCUCAUGGGGUCUACUGGAGAAGGUUCUGCAGCCCAAGCUCUUGAAUCCCUACACAUGAACGGAAAUGGGACACAUCAUCAAGCAGAUAGCCCAAUGGAAGUGGAAGAUGACCGGCAGGUGUUUGCGAGGGUAUCUUUUGUCCACAAUGGGUCUCCGGCUGAUGAUGCUGGCUUGUGUGUCGGUGACGAGGUGAUCCAGUUCGGGUCCAUCACGGCGCAGAACUUCAACGACAUGUCGCAGGUGCACGACGUCGUGUCGCACUCCGUGGGCCAACGUUUACAGGUACGCGUACGUCGAGCCCGGCUGGUGCUGAACCUGUCGGUGGUGCCGCGGCCGUGGGCGCAGCCCGGCCUGCUCGGCUGCCAGAUCAACAGGAUCGCCUAGGAGCCCUACAGAGUUGAAGCAUCGUGUUUGACACUCCCUGGAAUAUUGUGGCUUUUGUGUUAGCCCCAGUUGUCUCAAAAUUCAUUUAAGGUGGUUCGUCACGGUCAGCUAGGCACUAUUACGCUAAUAGAUGGCGUUGUUGUUAAAAUUUGACGUAUUUAAUUAAUUUAUGUAUGAUAAUGUAAAUAUUCUUAAAAAGUAAUAAGUUUCACGGUAAUAGUAUGCUGUUUCUUACGUGUUCAACUCAGUUUGAGACGAGGUUUAGUGUAUAAAACAAGUUUAUUUGUAUAAUUUAAAACCCAGCAGUGACAGCGAAGUAUUCACACACACACUCAAAACGUUUUACCUAUGACCAAAAUAAAAUUCGUGAAACGGAA
Molecule: messenger RNA, 1292 nt
Organism: Cydia pomonella (codling moth)
Lineage: Eukaryota; Metazoa; Arthropoda; Insecta; Lepidoptera; Tortricidae
Product: 26S proteasome non-ATPase regulatory subunit 9
Exons: 4
Coding region: 145-915 (256 amino acids)
Biological process (GO): proteasome regulatory particle assembly
Cellular component (GO): cytoplasm; nucleus
Molecular function (GO): protein binding
Source: RefSeq, a predicted model, not a curated record